Siniperca chuatsi (mandarin fish) is the source of this 924-nucleotide messenger RNA. RefSeq names its product C-C motif chemokine 20-like (gene ccl20l). NCBI's taxonomy places the organism in Eukaryota, Metazoa, Chordata, Actinopteri, Centrarchiformes, Sinipercidae. Gene Ontology annotation, cellular component: extracellular region. Gene Ontology annotation, molecular function: CCR chemokine receptor binding; chemokine activity. The record is from RefSeq and is a predicted model, not a curated record. Gene Ontology annotation, biological process: cellular response to type II interferon; G protein-coupled receptor signaling pathway; cellular response to tumor necrosis factor. The transcript has 5 exons. Bases 71 to 499 code for a protein of 142 amino acids.
UAAGUAUAUAUAUAUAUGUGCAGAGGUUGUGCAUUAAGUAAGUUCUCUGCUGAUUCUUCGCACUGUCAACAUGGCUCCCAGAGGUAUGCUCACCAUGACAACCGUUCUCCUGUGCUUCAUACUAAGCCUGCUCAGUCCAGCUCCAGGUGCCUUAGGUUCCCAUACGGGCAAAGCCUGUUGUACAAGAUACAAUAGGAAGCCAGUACCCUUCCAGCGUAUAAAGGGCUACAGAGAACAAACCACAAUGGAAAACUGCCGCAUCGAAGCGAUCAUCUUUUCUACAAGAAAGAGAUAUGAGAUAUGUGCAACACGAAAGGAUGAGUGGGUGAGGAAAACUCUGGAAUUACUCAGUUCAAAACUGAAGAACAUGUCGAAGGCCGGCUCUGCUGCAGGUGAAACUCAGAUGAGGAAAAGUGUAAACCCUUCAUUUCAUGACGGAAGUGGAUCUUUCUUCAUUACCACAGAAACCUUCCCAAACACCACUGAAAGCUUUUAUUAGCAAAAAUCAGGUUGUGGUGUUAGAGAUUAGAGAACGAAAGGUUUUGUGCUAUAGAAAUGCCAAUUUGAGUGAAUGUUUGAGAGAAAUUGAAUCUACUGUAAUCCAGUCAUGUUAGGGAUAUUAUCUCUGAAAAAGUAAAGAAAUGCUAAUUACUUUCACUUGCCUACACAUGCUCCAAUAGCAAUACUCCAGGUAAUCAUGAUUUAAGGGAAACCUGAGAAGAACAGCUUUGAGACUACAAAUGAAGUCGAUUAUGUGCUUAGCCAAAUAGCAAAUGUUUACGUGAACAUUUCUGUUUUUUAAAAUCAUGCUUUUGUGACUAUGAUGUUUCAUCUCCUGCUAUGAAUCUCCUGCUUAAUGAAGUUAAUGUGCUAAAAUAUAUCAAUAGCAAUUCUCAUAAACAAAUAAAUUUACAUAGUGCUCCA